AUGCAGAGCGCCGGGCUCACCCUCGCAAGCCAUGGGAAGUCGCCAGCGCUGGCUUGGCGGUCGGCGGCGUAUCUGCGAAGGGUGGCCUCGCUGAGCGUCACCACGCCGAAGCCCACGGAUUGGCUGGGCGAGCUGCCGCCGGAGCUGCACCUCCGCAUCCUCGAGGGCGUCGACGACUUCUCCGACUGCGCCGCCUUCAGCAUCGCGUCGCCGCGCCUCGGCCUCCUCGCCCUACGCAGCGGCCUGGCGCGCUUCAAGGACCCUCUCUUCGCCGUGGCGAUGCGGCUGCUGCUCAGAGCGCGAAAUUUCAGCUGA
Emiliania huxleyi CCMP1516 is the source of this 315-nucleotide messenger RNA. RefSeq lists its product as hypothetical. The transcript has 2 exons. The record is from RefSeq and is a predicted model, not a curated record. Bases 1 to 315 code for a protein of 104 amino acids. NCBI's taxonomy places the organism in Eukaryota, Haptophyta, Isochrysidales, Noelaerhabdaceae.